Messenger RNA from Aspergillus fijiensis CBS 313.89, 1480 nucleotides. RefSeq names its product MFS general substrate transporter. Gene Ontology annotation, molecular function: transmembrane transporter activity. The transcript is spliced from 3 exons. NCBI's taxonomy places the organism in Eukaryota, Fungi, Ascomycota, Eurotiomycetes, Eurotiales, Aspergillaceae. The record is from RefSeq and is a predicted model, not a curated record. Gene Ontology annotation, biological process: transmembrane transport. The coding region runs from base 27 to 1307 and encodes 426 amino acids.
CGAUCAUCUGCGCUACUGCGGUUGACAUGCCUAUGUUGAUCGCGGGUCGUGGCUUACAAGGCAUAGCUGGUGGUGGACUCAUUCAGUUGAUUACCAUCACUAUCUCUGACUUGUUUAGUGUUCGACUUCGCAGCCUCUUCAUGGGGCUCAUCGAGUUCAUUUGGGCUAUUGCGGGGGCCAUGGGCCCUCUUGUCGGUGGUGCUUUCACCCAGUCCGUCUCCUGGCGAUGGAUUUUCUGGAUCAACCUCCCAGUCUGUGGAACGGCUUUUGUGCUACUUUUCUUCUUCUUGAACAUUCACAACCCUAGGACGCCAGUGCUGGCCGGCAUCAAGGCAGUCGAUUGGUGGGGUAGCUUCUCCAUGCUUGCCCUCAUCAUCUUGCUGCUGUUGGGGCUGGAUUUCGGAGGAGCCACGUUCCCCUGGGGCUCGCCGAAAGUGAUUUGUCUGAUCGUAUUUGGCGCCUUGAUGUCGGUCGCCUUUAUUUAUAGUGAGAAGCGCUUGGCUAAGUAUCCGCUCAUGCCACUGGGUGUCUUCCACAACAGAUCCAACGUUGCCUGCUUUCUGGUCGCAUUCACCCACGGCUUUGCUUUCCUCGGAUCGGAGUACUAUCUUCCGACCUAUUUCCAGUCAGCAAAAGAAGCAACUCCCUUCCACUCUGGACUUAUGAUUCUUCCAUUCGUGCUCACCGAAGCCGCUCUAAGUCUGUUUGCUGGUUUGUUUAUCCAUGGCACUGGCCGAUACCUGGAGAUCGUCUGGGCGGGAACCACCCUCGUUGUUCUCGGUGUCGGGCUAUUCAUCAAUCUCGACACCACCUCGUCGCUGGGUAAGAUUAUUGGGUACCAGAUUGUAACCGGCAUGGGAUGCGGCUUGCUCUUCUUCCCGCCCCUUCUUGCUCUACAAAGCAACGUUUCGCAACGGGACACUGCAAGCGCGACCGCAACAUUUGGAUUCAUCCGCAACGUGGCGAUGGCCAUGUCGGUGGUUCUGGGUGGCGUCGUGUUCCAGAACAGUAUGGAAAUGCGGCAGGGAGAUCUCCGCGCCGCAGGCUUGUCGUCGUCAUAUCUGGAUGAGUUCUCGGGGUCGGAAGCUGCGUCCAAUGUGGUGAUCAUCUCUUCUGUUCAGGAUGCGGAACAACGCCAUGCGGUAACCAACGCCUAUGCCUGGAGUCUUCGUAACAUCUGGAUUCUGUAUGCGUGUGUGGCGGCUGUUGGUUUUAUUGCCAGCAUGUUCAUCACCCGGCAGCAUCUUAGUAAGGAGCAUGUGGAGACCAAGACUGGACUGAAGGAGAAGGAAUCGACCAGCUCAUAGUGGGCAUUGUGAAUGUCGCCGAAGAUGUCGGUACAGAAAGGUUUGCUUUUGGCUACCGAAUCAGUACAUAGCUUGCAUUGUUACAUUUGUGUAUGGGUGUCGUGAUUGAGCAUCAGCCCAAUGGCCCUUUCAAGUCCCAGCUGUCAUAAAGAAUCAAUAGAACUCAAUCGACA